AUGAAUUCACACAAGGACGCAAACGACAGGCGGAAGGGGGAGGAUCUCUGGAAGACUCUAGUGGCGGCUGCCAAGGAAAGCCGCGAUCAGAAGCUCGCACAAAGCCAACUCCAACAACGACUGCAGCAACAGAUGGACGAACAAAUCGCGAUUCCGUACGAUCUGACCGAAGCACCGCCGCCCAAUUCGUCCACAGGCCCUGCCGCCGCGUUACCUACUAGAAAGGGAAGAGGACGCAAGACGAAAACGGCUCCGGUGGCGACCGCAGCUGUGACGCCGACACAGGGCGAUGCUGGAACGGGCCAGCUCCCUACGAAUGCUGUAGUCAGUCUCCCGGCCACUUCGAAGAAAGCAGCGGGAAACGAGCGUACGGCCCCCAGCCUUGCAUCUGGAGGCAUUCCCAACCCGACUCCCGCCUACCUCCUCCAGUCGCUCGCCCCGCCAAUUGCCAUGCCCGCCCCGCGACGCAUUCUUGUCAUACUCGACCUCAACGGCACUCUCCUCUACCGUCCAUCCAGACGGCUUCCCACCAAGUUCGUCGAACGACCGCACGCCCGUCGAUUUCUAGCCUAUUGUCUCGAUACCUUUCAUCUCGCCGUCUGGUCGUCCGCUCGACCCGACAACGUCCGUCACAUGCUGUCACAGCUGCUCACGCCCGAGCAGCGCAAGCGCUGUGUCGUCGUCUGGGGUCGCGACCGCUUCGGCCUCUCCUCGGAAGACUACAAUGCCCGCGUUCAGUGCUACAAGCGCCUCACCACCGUCUGGGACAGUGCCGAGGUCCAGGCGUCCCAUCCUGCCGCCGAUCGUGGUGCUCGUUGGGAUCAGUCCAAUACCGUUCUCGUCGACGACUCUCCCGAGAAGGGUCGCAGCGAGCCGCACAACAUCCUCCCCAUUCCCGAGUUCUCGGGCGUCGAGAACGAAGGUGUUGCCGUCCUGCCUCAGGUCCACGAUUACCUAAACCUGCUCUGUUUUCAGGAAGAUAUCAGUCGGUACAUGCGUCAGACACCCUUCGUCCUGGAUGCAACCCACCAAUUGCCUACCAGUCCCGCUGAGUCGAUCGGAUAG
Messenger RNA from Drechmeria coniospora, 1065 nucleotides. Its product is annotated as phosphoprotein phosphatase. NCBI's taxonomy places the organism in Eukaryota, Fungi, Ascomycota, Sordariomycetes, Hypocreales, Ophiocordycipitaceae. The record is from RefSeq and is a predicted model, not a curated record. Gene Ontology annotation, molecular function: phosphoprotein phosphatase activity. The coding region runs from base 1 to 1065 and encodes 354 amino acids. The transcript is spliced from 2 exons.